CGAACGUCCGCCUGCAAAGGUAAAAAUACGCCCCGGCGUUUCAGUUGGCCGAACCGGCGCUGCGGACUCCCGGAACUGGGGCAGUGGCCACGUUGCUUUCUUCUCAGAUGCCGGGGGAGGUCGAUGUACCGAGACCUUCCGUUAGGAGAGUGGGUGAAAGUCGAAGGGUUCGCCUUGUGCAACUGAGACCACAUGCUUUUGUGCGCCCACAGAGGCAACCGGGCAGCGUGCACUGUCCCACCACUGACGAAGAAAUGGAGGCCAUCAGGUUCCCUUCCGGUCACAGGCUUGGGCGAACCAGUAUGGCUCUCAGCCUCCAACCCAAAGUGUGGCUAGACAAGCUCCACGCCAUGUCUGAUCCUAGGACCCGAGACUACCCGGUAGUCUUGAAUCCAUUCUUCGUCACCCUGAUGCUCAUCGCCUACCUCUACUUUGUCAAGGUCGCCGGGCCGAGAUGGAUGAAGAACAGGGAACCCUUUCAGAUUACAAACAUCAUCCGCGUGUACAACGUCGCCAUGAUUCUCGUGAACAUCGUGGCCAUCUUCGUGAUUCUCAUUCCCACGUACCUGCCCGGAGGCACGUACAGCCUACUCUGUCAGGGACUGACAGGCAAAUCGCCCGAGCAUCACCUUAAGUACUACAAGUACGGCUGGAUCCUGGUUGCGUGGCGAUACGCGGAUCUCUUGGACACCGUCUUCUUCGUUCUGCGCAAGAAGUUCAAUCAGGUGACCCAACUUCAUGUCAUCCACCACACCAUCGUGGUCAUCAACGUCUGGUUCUACACGCGCUUCGCUCCCGAGGGUCAGCCGGCGCUUGGUCUAGCGCUUAACAUUUUCGUGCACAUCAUCAUGUACGUAUAUUACUUCCUCGCCAGCUUCGGAGCCCGCAUGCAGAAGUACCUGUGGUGGAAGAAGUACCUUACAACAAUGCAAAUCGUGCAGUUCCUCAUUAUCAUCGUGCACAUGUCCAUACCGCUCUUCGUCGACUGCGGAUUUCCAAGGCGAGUCGUGCACAUAGCGAACGCCCAGACCUUCCUCAUCCUCUGCUUGUUUAUAAACUUUUACCUUCGGUCGUACACGCGUUACGACAGCAAAUCAAAAGCUGACUCGGAGUCCUCAACCAGUGCUAUCACCAGCCCCCGCACACUCAGCAAAGGAGAGAAAAAGGAAUAGUGAGAAAAAAGUGCUUGUUCGCUUCAACAUAUGCAUCCGUUCAAUGACUUUUGAAAUACUACUCUACAAAGUUCGGUUGUUCCUAUGUUGAAAUAAAAUGAUCAGGUGUGUAUGCAUGGCAA
Dermacentor albipictus is the source of this 1294-nucleotide messenger RNA. Its product is annotated as very long chain fatty acid elongase 7-like. Gene Ontology annotation, biological process: fatty acid elongation, saturated fatty acid; fatty acid elongation, polyunsaturated fatty acid; sphingolipid biosynthetic process. Gene Ontology annotation, cellular component: endoplasmic reticulum membrane. Gene Ontology annotation, molecular function: fatty acid elongase activity. Lineage: Eukaryota; Metazoa; Arthropoda; Arachnida; Ixodida; Ixodidae. The record is from RefSeq and is a predicted model, not a curated record.